Molecule: messenger RNA, 838 nt
Organism: Phragmites australis (common reed)
Lineage: Eukaryota; Viridiplantae; Streptophyta; Magnoliopsida; Poales; Poaceae
Exons: 6
Coding region: 107-571 (154 amino acids)
Cellular component (GO): mitochondrion; respiratory chain complex IV
Source: RefSeq, a predicted model, not a curated record
CUGGUGCUAAAUUCUUGCGAGCGUCGAUCUGCCGUUUGAAAAGAUCCAAGUCUAAGCACCAACUCAUUAGCAAGCAGCUGGCUGGGUAACUAUUUUUAUCGGAUAUAUGCCACGUAUGAUUAAGGCCCGCUACCACCUCGGGCCGGCCCACCCGCAACCUUUCCCCUUCCGCAAGGGAAACUCCCCAAACAAAUCCCCCACCCCUCCGCAGCCGACGAUGUCCACCGCCGCGGACGCCGACGCCGACUACGACCGCCGCUCCGACGGAUCCGUCAUGCCUGACGUCCUUGCCAAGGGCCGCGAGGCCUGCUACAAGGCACGGGACGCCUUCUACGCAUGCGUGGAGAAGCACGCGGACAAGAAGCACACCGAGAUCGCCACCAUAGGGCUCCUCUACCCCGCCGACUGCAAGAAGUCCCGCGCCAACUUCGUCAGCAGCUGCCGCCCCACCUGGGUGAAGCACUUCGACCGGCAGUACUGCGCCAAGAAGCGGGUGCAUAGGCUGCUCGACGGCGACGAGGACCGCCGGGGCCCCAUCUCGCUCCCGCAGCCCUACACCUUCAAGCAAUAGGCAGCCCCCUGCGGUUUUGAUCUUGUAGUACAUUGCUCGGAAUGUUAAUGGAUGAGAAUGAAUUUGUCUAUGAAGGUAUACCUACUGGACAUGUGACUUGCAAUACCUUUUCUUCUGAGAACACGCAUGAGAGCUGUGUGCAUUUCUAUUACAUAGAAUAGAAAAGGUUCAGAUAUGAUAUUUCCAUAAUCCUUAUUGGACCUUAUGUUCUUUAAUGCUUUGUUUCAAUUGAAAAAUUGAGAGGGUAAAUGAAUAUUGUUGGAUUAA